UCACACUUGCACAUCUCUAGCGCUGCAGCUGCACAAGCCAAAUUUUUUAUUUUUCUUGAAAAAAAAACAUCAGAAUUUUGAGGAAAUUAAUCUGAAUUAAGUAAUUAUUUAGUAGCAAUAUGGAAACGACAAGCGUCAGCACAGUUAAGCCCAAACGAAAAGAUAAAUCCGAAGACGUACAAGAGGAGAGGCAGAAGGAAGAGGAGACGCCGAGUGGCGAGCCACAGAGGAAGCUACUGCGCCUCGGCGAAACUCUGGACAAACCGCUGGCCGUGCCGGAGGUGCAACUAAAUGCGGUCUAUCAGCAAAAGGAGCUCACGCAGUGGCUACAGACGACAUGGACAAAGGCGAAGGGCGGCGAGACCGUCAAAGAUGAUAAAACCGGCGCACAAGUGUUUGGUGAUCCGUUUCAGAUUUGCCUGCUGCCAGGCCUGCUGGCGGAGGGCACCAGCAAAGCUCUGGUGUCCGAAAUCAUUGACAAAGUUACAUGGUCGCGCAAGCAGAUGGACCUGUACGAGUUCUACCAAAGCACAGAUCUGUCCAACAUGCCCCGCUGUCGGCUGCUCACAAAUUUCCUGCAAGUGUUGCGCAAACAAGUCCGCCCCUGGCUGGAGAAGGUGACGAACCUGAAGCUGGACUACGUGUCGGCCUCCUGCAGCAUGUACACCUGCGGCGACUAUCUGCUGGUGCACGACGACCUGCUCAAGGACCGACAAAUAGCCUUCAUCUACUACCUGUCGCCCUGGGAGGGCGCUGAGGAGUGGAACGAGACGCAAGGCGGCAGCCUGGAGAUCUUCUCCAGCGACUCCCAGUGCUUUCCCCAGUUCCCAGUGCAUCGCAAAAUAGCCCCCAAAGAUAAUCAAUUUGCAUUCUUCAAAGUCGGCUCGCGCUCCUUUCACCAGGUGGGCGAGGUGACCACAUUCGACUACCCGCGUCUCACCAUCAACGGCUGGUUUCACGGCGAAACGAACGAGGCCUUCGUACCGGACUCCAUGCGCGCCUUUCCCCGCCUGAGCUACCUGCAGCCGGACAGCUCGAGCAAACAACAGCCGCUGGCCCUUCUGCUCAAUAAUGUCUACCUAAAGACGGCCACGCGACGCAGUAUUCAGAAGCGCAUCGAGGAGAACUCGGAAAUCUGCCUCUAUGAAUUCUUCAAACGCGAAAAGUUCGAGCUGGCUCGGGCGCAGCUCUUGAACGACUCGGACUCGCUGGUCUGGCGGCGGCAGGGACCCGCCAAUGCCCACAAUUACGAGGUCAUGGAUCUGAGCACAGCAAGGGGCACGAUCCAGGAGCUGCUGCAGCUGUUCCGCAGCAAUGCCAUGUUCGAUCUGCUGCGCGACUUCACCGACCUCGACUUGAGUGGCGCCGACGCCGUGACGCCCAAAUGCAGCGUGGAGCUGCAGCGAUGGUCGCACGGGAACUACACUGUCCUCGGCGAUGGGCUGGUUAGCGAGGAGAACACACUCGAUCUGGUCUACUAUCUGAAUGCGGCGGAAGGUGCUGCAGUCAUCACAUACCUCUCGCCCGACGGCGAGCUGCCCAACGAGAAGCAGAAGCAGACAUCGGGCUCUGAUGAGGAGGAUGACGAUUCAGUGCUGCUCACCAUAUCGCCCGUGGACAAUGCCCUGAACAUUGUCUACCGCUGCGAGGGCACCACCAAGUUUACCAAAUACGUGUCGCGCAAUACGCCCUUGGAGAAGGGACCCGUUUUUGUUAUAUCCUGCAGCUACAAGGAGUAGUCUAGAUGCCGGUCCUGCUGCCUGCAUGCGCACAAUCUUCUGGGACACUCUAUAAACAUUUCGUAGCAGCGGUCUAAUGUACAGAACUAAAUUUACCGAAUAAAAAUGAUGUAGAAAA
Molecule: messenger RNA, 1857 nt
Organism: Drosophila subobscura
Lineage: Eukaryota; Metazoa; Arthropoda; Insecta; Diptera; Drosophilidae
Product: prolyl 3-hydroxylase sudestada1-like
Exons: 2
Coding region: 120-1739 (539 amino acids)
Biological process (GO): regulation of translational termination; peptidyl-proline hydroxylation; attachment of GPI anchor to protein
Cellular component (GO): cytoplasm; GPI-anchor transamidase complex
Molecular function (GO): iron ion binding; peptidyl-proline dioxygenase activity; L-ascorbic acid binding
Source: RefSeq, a predicted model, not a curated record